CCAAGGGAGCUUGGUUAUUGGCAAGGCGACGGAGUGGGGGUGGGGGCUCCCCGACCCUCGGGGAAGCGCGGCGCGGGCUGCCGAGCCGAGCCCUGAAUACCGGCUCCCGGCGCGCGCUAAGGCAGAGUGGGGCGGGCGCUGCGGGCGGCCUCCAGGCCCCGGGGGGCUCGCCGGGGAGGAGCUGGGGAGGAGGCCGAAGCUGCAUGGAGUUUCUAGGGCGCGCAACUCCGGCGGGGCCUCGGCCACUGGGCUCCCGGGCGCUGCGAGGCAGCCGCGCACAUGGGCUGAGCCCGCGCGCUGGGGCUCGGCACGGCCAGCGGGAGCGGGAGGGGUAGAGGAGCGCGCCGUGCAGGGUGCGGGGCACGCGAGCCCCAGACGGGAGCCGAAGACAAGGACAGGGAGGCACGCGCCCACAUAGUGCUCCAAGCCGACGAGGGACUCGCGCUGGCUCGGCGCGCGCUUGGGGAGCGGCCUGGGGCGCCGUGGGAGCCGGCGGCAGCGAGGAUGCCGGCGCGGGGACGCGGCCGCGGGCUGGGUGUGUGAGUGUGCGGCCAGAGCUGCCCGCCGGCGCCCGCAUCCGCGCCGCCCCCUCCCUGCCGGCCUCUGAGGGCGCCCCCAGCUCCGCGCCUCCGCGCCUCGGAACCCGGGCUUCAGGGCUGUGGGCCCGCGCGGCCGGCCCUGGCCCUGCGAGAGGGAGAAGAUGCCUUUCCACCAUGUGACCGCUGGCCUGUUGUACAAGGGGAAUUACCUCAACCGGUCUCUCUCUGCUGGCAGCGACAGCGAGCAGCUUGCAAAUAUCUCUGUGGAGGAGCUCGAUGAAAUCCGAGAGGCCUUUCGGGUUCUGGACCGAGAUGGGAAUGGCUUCAUCUCCAAGCAGGAGCUGGGAAUGGCCAUGCGCUCUCUGGGGUACAUGCCGAGUGAGGUGGAGCUGGCCAUCAUCAUGCAGCGCCUGGACAUGGACGGGGAUGGCCAGGUGGAUUUUGAUGAAUUCAUGACAAUUCUUGGCCCGAAACUGGUGUCUUCAGAAGGCCGUGAUGGUUUUCUUGGAAACACAAUAGAUAGCAUAUUCUGGCAGUUUGACAUGCAAAGGAUAACUCUGGAAGAGCUGAAGCACAUCCUCUAUCAUGCCUUCCGGGACCACUUGACAAUGAAGGACAUUGAGAACAUCAUCAUCAACGAGGAGGAGAGCCUGAACGAUACCUCGGGGAACUGCCAGACAGAGUUUGAAGGCGUGCACUCCCAGAAACAGAACCGGCAGACCUGCGUGCGGAAGAGCCUCAUCUGCGCCUUCGCCAUGGCCUUCAUCAUCAGCGUCAUGCUGAUCGCCGCCAACCAGAUCCUGCGGAGCGGCAUGGAGUAGCCGCCGCCCGCCGCCCGCCGCUGCGGUCCCCGCUCACUGCGCAUGCGCACGCCCUGCGGGCCGACUCUUCCUCCACAAAAGCAGAUCUGGACGAUGCAGACGUGGCUCAGUUCGGCGAAGAACCCAAGGUUGCAGUGCAACCUCUGUUGCAAGUCCACUUCAUCUCCUUGGCAGGGACACAAAAGGGCUGUCUUCAAUGCUUUAAUGGUUUUGUUUCCUAAUGCAAUAAAUAGCCAGGAGUUCCGAGUGAUCGCUUCAACCACCUGCAGAAACUCCGCACAGGAACUUCAUUUUCAUCUCGGAAUUCCAGUGGCCAUGCGGGCCAGUGGUAAGAGAGCAAGGGAGAGGCGUGAACACGCAGUCACCUCCCCGCCCCGUCCUUUCAACCCAGGGGGCAACUGGAGACCCCCCAGGGCAACCCAAGGGGUGACUUCAGGGUUGCCGCAGACGAGGGGGCUCUCCACCUGUCCCUGGCUUUCCUCCUCCACCUAGUGGAGCGCCCCCCAAGGCGUGAGGGGAAAGCUGUCGGAGGGGUGCAGGACCUGCAGCUGCUUCCGUUCUUACAGCCUUUCUACAGGACUCUAGCUGGCAGAGCUGGGGAGGUCUCGGUUUCCAUCUGCACUUGGCUUUCAGUUCCUAGAGCCCAUCACGCACCAGCAUUUUGGAAUCUGCAGAGAGCCUUCCUCCCAGCUGUGCUGCUUGUGCUGCCAUUAAAGAACAAAGAAGCAUACUCGUGGGCAUCUCUAUAAUCACAUAGACACGUAGAUAGGUGUAUCUAUUUGGCUUCUUCAUGUGUGGCAUCAUUCUUCCCUAAUCACUUACUCCUCAUAUAAGCUAAUCCUCCGACACGCAUCCCUGCCUCUUUUGGGUGGGAGAGGUCGUUUGGGGGACGGGACUGAGACUGGUGGCGAGGAGGUGUUGCAGCCCACGCCCCAGUCUGCAACAAUGGAGCCCGCACACGUCUCCCUGCCAGAAGACCUCUGUAAGUUAAGGUCCUCACGCAUCUUACCUUUUUCUCACCUUACAGUUGGCUUGGUCCGUUAGUCUUCCCCAGAUAAAAAGAGGAAUACAAUCCAGAGUGGAAAGAUCAAACUACUGUAUUUUCCAUAACAUCUUCGGGCAUUCAGAUCCUGCAACUGACUCGCUUCCAUGAGAGAAAAACAAAACAAAACAAAGAGAUGUUAAUAAGCUUAGCCAUCAGGACAGGCCACUUAUCCUGCCUGCGGAAUACUUUUUUCGGGGAAGGAAAUGGAAUGCAGUGGUCUGUUUUCAACACCAUUUCAAGUCUGUGAUUUCCUGACUUUUCCUACGUGUCAUAUCAGCCACCACUAUUAAUUCAAGCUUGCAUAGUCUGGUUAGCCAAUACCCUCUCAAUGGAACAUUUCCCUUCGUACUUUUCCAAGCUCAGGUCUUUAUUUCUAUGAUGGAAUCGUCUUGCUCCUCUUGCAUCCGAAAGCUUUGAGGUUCCAGAACCUUUCCUCUCUCACUGCAGCCAGGUAGGCUUUUUGGUGGGGUGUGUGUUCCUGAACCUCUCCUCGAGCUCCCCUCCUCCCCCCUCUCCGCUUUCUCCUUACUGCCUUCUCGGACUUGGAGCAUCCACGGUCUCAGCUUAGGGUCUUCUUCCAAUGCACCUCUGUCAGCGCUUCAGGCAACAGCCUGGGGGCAGCUGUAGGAACUCCCCCACUGUGGGAGACCGAGAAUAUCCAUGAUGAGCACAAGAAAAACUAGGGUUUGAGCCAUAGUACAGAGGAGGGAGCAGGUGUAAGCUUUCGAGAGUCUAGGGGUAUGAGAGUCUCUCUGGGAAAAUGCCUGGGGCCCCGCAUAUCCAGGCCAGGAAAGCACCAGCCUGCCUGCCCACCCUGCCCUGCCACAGCACACCUGCACAUCUGCCUCUCCUCUCUCCCCUUGCCUGACUCACCAUGCCCCCCCGCCCCCCGCCAUCAGAAUCCUGAACAAGAACAGGUCCAACCAUAGCAUGCUAAUAGGACAGCUUCAUCGUUAGCUGCUGCCCAAAGCAGCUGGCCCUCUCUAUCUGAAUUGAACUUAGGUGGGAAGGGCCCCUGAACCACUAGACUACAUUAUACUGGGGGAGGGGGUGCAGGGUCCUAAGUAGACUAGAUGGAGACCCCAGGGACGAUUCUUAAAGGACUGUGCCCCACGAGAUGGGAUUGCAAUGCUCUAGGUGAGGCUGGACUUCUUCAAAGGCUGCUGUUCUGCAGGUUCUUCUGCCUCCCACUGGAGAACAGGGACCCUGAUGAUGUGAGGGUUAGCCUUUAUUGAAAGACAGAUUAGCCACCGUGCAAGGGUAGAGAUUAAAAGAGUUCCCACAAGGCACCAACAGACUGUUCCCUACAAAGUCCUCCCCCCAAAGAGGACUUCUUUCCUCUCCCAGUGACCUAGUGCCCGGGAAGACAGACAUCCUACCUGGAGGAAAUCCAGGAGAGUGCAUUCUUUGUGGGAGUUGCUAGGGAGAGGGGACACGAAGGAAUCCACAGCACUCUCUUGGAUGGGCUAGAAGUUAACCUCCUCCAUAACCUCAGGUGUGUCCCACAGGCUGCAGGGUGUGGAGACAACCCAGAGUAGUGGCCUUCCUGAGACUUUGGGAGCUAAGAGCUCAUCCCAGUGACUUGCACCCUGGCUCCUUUGUCUGGAUGGUCUUUGUCAGGCAGCUCAGGGUGUUGACUUCCCCCAACCCCACCCCCCAGUCCUGUCCACACCAGUGCCCUCCAGGGCCCCAUACCUGUCAGCAUCCUCACCACAGGGGUUGUGAUGUUCCUGGAUGAAGACUCUAGAAGAUCCUGGUCCCCCAGGCCUUGUGGCCCCAGUGGGAGGUGACCUCUGCAGGAAACGAGAGGGAGGACAUCAACUCUCCCUCUGUGCUCUUAGCUAAUAGACAUAGCGGCCUAUUCUGAGUGACUGGCAAAUUGAGUUUGGCUCAUUCUUGUUGCAAGAAUGGGUGCCCCCCAGGCCACACAGGGAUGAUCAAGGAGGCAUUCUGCCUGAGAGACAAGAAA
Molecule: messenger RNA, 4374 nt
Organism: Myotis myotis
Lineage: Eukaryota; Metazoa; Chordata; Mammalia; Chiroptera; Vespertilionidae
Gene: CALN1
Product: calneuron 1
Exons: 6
Coding region: 701-1360 (219 amino acids)
Molecular function (GO): calcium ion binding
Source: RefSeq, a predicted model, not a curated record